This is a messenger RNA of Rotaria sp. Silwood1, 1458 nucleotides long. The record is from the annotation of a GenBank genome assembly. Lineage: Eukaryota; Metazoa; Rotifera; Eurotatoria; Philodinida; Philodinidae.
AUGGAUCGUCGUUUACACGCUGUUCAAGAUCGUCUAGUCGAACAGUGUACACAGACUUUAAAAAGUGUUCAAGGUUCAGUGUCUGCUGUCACAUCGUAUUUUCAAAAAGAAGUGCCUAUUAAACAUGAAAAUGACCAUGAAUCUUUAUUUCAACGUGCUUUUGCUGUGCAAUAUAAUGUGAAAAAAAUGAAAAAAUUAGAAAAAGAAUAUGUUGUUAUUCGUAAAGAAGAACAAGAAGAACAAGUUGAAAUACGUAGAUUAAGAAAUGAAAAUCGUUUAUUAAAACAACGAGUUGAAAAUUUAGAAAAAGAAAGUGCAACAUUAGCAAAUCGUUUAAUUGAAGGUCAAGUAUUAAAUGCUCAAUAUGCUGAAGAAUCUUAUCAAUUAAAACGUGAAAAUUAUAAUUUCAAAAAACAAUUAGAAGAACAUAAUAAUCAAAAUAUUAAUAAUACUACGAUAAAAGAUAAUAAUCAAAAUUCAACAAAUAUGACUACUAUAUCACAUGAUAAUGAAGAAUUAGAAACUCUAUAUGAAACAGUUCAGAAAUUGACAUUAGAAAAUCGUACUUUACAAACUGCACCACAUGUUGAAAUAGCUGCUUUACAAGAAGAAUUAACACUUGUAAAAAUGCGUGAUGCUGAAGCUCAAGUUAGUAUAAAUGAACUUCGUCAACGUAUAGCUGAUCUUAAUUAUGAAUGGCAAUUACAUAGUAGUACAUGUAAAACUAUUCGUGAAAAAAAUGCUACAAAUGAUUCUCAACCAACAAAUGAUGCAUAUGAUUUAAUUGCUCAUGAAUUAAUAUCUCUUAAAAUGCGUGAAGCACAAUUAGAUUGUGAUAAUAAACUUCUUUCACAAAAAUUAAUGCAUUCUGAAACACAAACACAAGUUUCAUAUAAUCAAAUAAAACGACAAGAUGAUGAAAUACAACGAAUUCGUCAUGAAUUACAAGAAUCUCGUAUACGUGAGAAUGAAUUACGUACACAAUUGAAUGAAAUUAAAAAUCAUUUACAUGAUGGAGAAUUACGACAAAAAGAAGAUUCAAUGAUGUUACGUAUUCGAGAAGCUGAAAGUACUCAAGCAAUUGGUGAUUUACGUCAAAAAAUAGCUGAAUUAGAAGUUCAAAAUCAAGAAUUAAUAAGUCGUGGUCAAAUAAUGGAUAAUAAAGAUCUUCAAGAAAAACUUGUUGAAUUACAAGAUGAGGUACUACGCCUUCGACUAUUACAGACCAUAUAUCGUAAACAACCAAUAUCAACAGAUUCGACAAAUAUAGAUUAUGAAGAAAGUGAAGAUGGAAGUUUAACUUCUCCUGUAACAUUAUCAUCAUCAAUAAAUCAUCGUUUAAGUUCUUCAUCUACUAUUCUUUUUCCGACUUCAUUUAUAUCAUCUAAUCAUCGUCUUCGUCAAUCAACACCUUCUUUGUUUCCGACAUUCUCAUCUUCACAAACAUCAGCUAGUUAA